This is a messenger RNA of Syngnathus acus (greater pipefish), 1815 nucleotides long. RefSeq names its product divergent protein kinase domain 1C (gene dipk1c). The record is from RefSeq and is a predicted model, not a curated record. NCBI's taxonomy places the organism in Eukaryota, Metazoa, Chordata, Actinopteri, Syngnathiformes, Syngnathidae. The transcript is spliced from 9 exons. Bases 32 to 1648 code for a protein of 538 amino acids.
CGCAACUUUCCCGACCAGAGCAAAAUGUGGAAUGUCCCAACUCCUCUUUAAGCCGGAGUACAUCACUUGGUGCACUAGACCAACCCUCAGGUCGCGGAUUACCUCAGCGGGGGUCACGGAUCACUGGAAGGGAAGCACACGUUUCCCGGUCACCAUUUGUCUUCCCGGGGGAUCCCGACUGAGUUGCAGAACCUCCCUGUCCCAGUUGAUCAUCUCCAAAAGCGAUGACGCCAAAGAUGUUCAAGUCGUCGAGCCAGAGGCCUUGCGCAUGGUUCCUGAACACGAGCUCGAGUCUGGCCAAGUUUUCCUUUUCCAUUUUCUGACCGGGGCUCUCCUCCCUCUUGCAGAGUGGAAAAAGCGCCAUCGGGAAUCCGUGAUGUUUGGCGUGGGUCGCCGGCGCGUGACCUUGGCGCUGCUGCUGGCAUGCUCGGCGUCCUGGCUGCUGCUCGGCCACCUCCCGCCACUGCUCCGCGCCGACCUCCCGUCCGAUGGCUGCACCGCCGCCGCCAGUAAGGCGAUCCUGCGCCACCUGUGUGCUGACUUUGCGGCGGGCUCGGCGACGGGCAACUUGUGCGCCGACCUGUGCGUUCGCGGUCUAGUGGAGUACAAGCGUUGCCUCCACUACCGCAGCGGCAAGAAGGUGAUGGAGGUCCACUGGAGGGGACGGCCCGUCAUCCUCAAGUCCAAGCUGGAGAACCUGUCCUCCUACCAGCCCCUCGGAGUUCUCGGCUACCGGCAGGACACCACAGAGGACACGUCUCCUAUGGACGUCCUCCUCUCUGCCACGAUGGCGGUGCGUAGCUGGCUGGGUCUGGCCGAGCAGCAGGAGGAGGACGAUGACAACAAAGGAGAGGAAGGAGCCAGUUCUCUGGUCAAUCUGCGCUCCGCUGACAAGAGUUACUCCAGAGGCGAGCUGACGUCCUUGUGGUCGCUGCUGCAGCAGGACGAGUACACCUUCCUUAGAGUUCUGCAGGACCUGAGCGCGCAUGUGUCCAAGGUGUUGGGCUCAUGUGGGCACUUCUACGCCGUGGAGUCGCUGUCAGCCGGCCACGCCUGGGACCAGAACAUCUUCUCCCUGGAUCAGGAACUGGCGGCGGGGUUCGGCGGCCCGGACCGGAGGGGGAUGUGGGCUGUUCGCCACAAGGUCCACCGCAUUGCGCUCAGCUUCCUGGACAUGGUGCAACACUUUGAACGCGACUUCACGCACAAAGUCCAUUUGUGUGACGUCAAGCCCGAGAACUUUGCCAUCAGGAAGGAUCUCACAGUGGUGGCCAUUGACGUGGACAUGGCCUUCUUCCAGCCCAAGAUGGAGGAGAUCCUGGACCACAAGUGCAGCGGCGACGAUGACUGCGGUUUCUUCGACUGCAUGUCGUUGUGCGACCUCGGCACGCGACGCUGCCGCCGACAGCGCAUCAACACCAACCUGCAGGUAAUCUGCCAGAAGAUCUUCAGGCUGUGGUUUUCUCCCACGUUGCUCGGCGCCAAAGCGGGGCUCCCCCUACAGGUGGAGCUGCAGAGGGCGGUGCAAGAAUGCUCUGAGUCAGGUGACGCGGAUAAACGAGGGAGAGGAGCAGGGCGGGAUGCCCAUGGGCGCCUCCUCAAUGUCCUGAGUCGCCUCCUUCACGAGGGAGGCGUGCCAGACAAAUGACGGGAGGAUAGCAAAAAACAUACAAAACAUACAAAAACGGCAGCAAGGACCCCAGAGAACUCUUAAAGAAAGGCUUUGAACUUUUGACACCUGGAAUGAUUUUUUACUUGCUGGUGGAAACUGCUUGACUGCAUGCAGAGUACAAUAAGCAUCAAGGAUGAGUCACA